This is a messenger RNA of Ostreobium quekettii, 606 nucleotides long. The record is from the annotation of a GenBank genome assembly. Lineage: Eukaryota; Viridiplantae; Chlorophyta; Ulvophyceae; Bryopsidales; Ostreobiaceae.
AUGGUGGUAUGGGGCACCUGCCAUCGUCAUAGUUUUGGAAGGGCUUUGCCGGUCUGGAAAAUGCAGUCACGAGAAUUCCAUCUUUGGUGUGGUGCUUUCAGGGGAAGCAUAGCUGCUGUUUCGCAUCUCUCCGGCCUGCCCAUCGAUAAACUCAAGAGCGUGGUGUUCAUCCUGCCAUGUCACUACACUCCUCUCUACUCCCACAUACACAGAGACAUCCCUGUGCGAUUUCCGGACUGUUCACCACCAGGAUUGCAGUCAGCAGUGGAACUCCAGAACCAGCGCACCCCGCAAAAUGAGGCAUUGGUGCCAAGAUUCUCAGCAGCACAGUCCACAGGGGAUACAUUGCAGAGUGGCGGAUUGAGCGAAUCGGAUAGAGCAAUGAAGGACCCACAGAGAUUUGUGGAGGAUGCGUGCACUUCUGGCGGAGUGUUGAGUCCGCCCUCCCACAUUGUUUCAUGCUAUGAGGCUUUCCCUGCCCUUGAGGACUUCCUGUCUGUGCACAAUUUCACAGAGGUAGCACGCUUCUUCCAGUCACACAUCCAAGUCAGUGGACAUAAAUGCCGCAGCAUUCUGCUGUUCGAAAGGCAGGUAGGCAGCAGCUGA